Planococcus citri (citrus mealybug) is the source of this 921-nucleotide messenger RNA. RefSeq lists its product as uncharacterized. The transcript is spliced from 7 exons. The record is from RefSeq and is a predicted model, not a curated record. NCBI's taxonomy places the organism in Eukaryota, Metazoa, Arthropoda, Insecta, Hemiptera, Pseudococcidae. Gene Ontology annotation, molecular function: odorant binding. The coding region runs from base 164 to 778 and encodes 204 amino acids.
CGCGAAAACACUCAUCGUGAUAGUCUCUUGUCGUGCUGUAUCUUAAUUCAUAAGAGCAAAUAUUUGUGUUGAACGUUAUAAUUUAAUUGAAAAAAAUUAUUCCAGCUGUUAUUUUCAAAUUUUUUAAAUAGUAUUUUUUGCAAAGAAUAAGUAGAAAUUCACCAUGAAAUCAAUAGUUUUUGCUGCGGUGUUCAGUUCUGCCUUAGUAUUUGUGCUAGGUCAGCUAGAUUCAGAACAGACUGAAAUUCAUAAAAAAGUAGAAAAGAUAGAAGAAGAUGCUAUCAAAUAUUGUAAUGAACUUUAUCCAGUCUCUGAAGAUAUGCAUUUAAAAUUUGCCAGAGCCGUCGUUAGAGGAGAACCAAUCCCAAUGGAUUUGCAUUCAGAAGAAACGUGUCAUUUGAAUUGUUAUCUGGAUAAACUCGGAUUUACUGAUGAGGAAGGCGAAAUGGAUCCUAACCAGAUUUACACAUUCUUGAUUGAAAAACUUCCCGAAUUAAAAGUCGACAAGCAAAUACUCCGGAUUUUCUUAUUCCAAACUUACCGUUUCAUUAAAGGUAUGCCUGAUAAAUGUGAGAGGGCUUGGUUGCUAUAUUACCGAUUUGUUCAAGCUAUAAUGAUGGCUACUAUAGAAACCAAUUUUCACGCACAAGCCGACGAGGUAGAAAAGUUCGUGUUUGAGGCGUUGGAUGGCAAAAGCUUGCCGAAAGAAUUUAACGAAGCCAUGGAACAAUCCUUAAAAAAUACCGAGUUAUUCUUCGAUCUUGCAAUUUUAAAAUGAGAAAUCUCAGCGAUCAGAUAUCAUAUAAAAUAGAUCUAUUACCAUACUCACUUACUGUUUUCAAUCUUAUACAUAUUUUUAUUCAACUUACCUAAUUCAAGAAAUCGUGCAAUUACUUAAUAAAAUCUGGAUGCUUUGCAAAA